Messenger RNA from Musa acuminata AAA Group (dessert banana), 997 nucleotides. RefSeq names its product plastid-lipid-associated protein 6, chloroplastic. The record is from RefSeq and is a predicted model, not a curated record. The coding region runs from base 24 to 854 and encodes 276 amino acids. NCBI's taxonomy places the organism in Eukaryota, Viridiplantae, Streptophyta, Magnoliopsida, Zingiberales, Musaceae. The transcript is spliced from 4 exons.
UUGAGACUUUUCGCCAGGAAGUCAUGGCUUCGCUUCUCCUUCCGCCUGCAUCAUCGCUUCUCUCUCCGUCCUCUGCUGCUGCAGCUGCAUCAUCUUCUCCUUAUCGUCAUCGCUUUAUUUUCCCGUCGAUAGGAAAUCUGCGAAAAUCGAGUCACAGGAGGAAGUUCUUCCUUCCGGCAGCACCAGCUGUGCUGGAUGAGUCCCCUGUGUUCGACCCGUCGACCGGGUUCCAAGAGUCUCACGAUGUCAUCGCUCCCUUGAAGCUGAAAUUGCUCAGUGUUGUUUCUGGGCUGAACAGAGGCCUUGCAGCUAAUGAAGAAGAUCUAAGAAGGGCAGAAUCUGCAGCAAAGGAGCUUGAGGCUGUAGGAGGCGUAGUUGAUCUUACAAAACACCAGGACAAACUUCAGGGCCAAUGGAAAUUAAUUUAUAGCAGUGCAUUCUCUUCUCGCGCGCUAGGUGGCAGCCGUCCUGGACCUCCGACGGGCAGGCUACUCCCAAUAACUCUUGGACAGGUUUUCCAACGGAUCGAUAUCCUUAGCAAAGAUUUUGAUAAUAUAGUGGAGCUUCAGUUUGGUACACCAUGGCCACUUCCACAGCUAGAGGCUACUGCUAUAUUAGCUCAUAAAUUCGAACUUAUUGGAACUUCUAAAAUAAAAAUAACAUUCAUAAAAACUACUGUUAAGCCAAGGGGGAGCUACUCACAACUUCCACCUCUUGAAGUUCCUCAACUUCCCGAUGCACUGCGACCUCCUUCCAACACGGGAAGUGGCGAAUUCGAAGUCACAUACCUUGAUAGUGAUACUCGUAUCACUCGCGGAGACAGAGGGGAGCUGAGGGUGUUUGUCAUCUCAUGAAGCCAACCAGCUAGUUUUCUGGAACUUCAAAUUCUUUCACCUGAAAGUCAAAGUAAAUUGUUGUUAUACAGCAUACUCUAAUUCUGUUGUUAUAUCGAAACAACCAAUUAAUUUGUGAAUAUAUGUGCUGUAAAAUUUAAGCA